AUGUUCAUAUCUAUCUAUGUAUCUCAUUCUGCUCAUAUCUAUCUAUCUAUCUAUCUAUCUAUCUAUCUAUCUAUCUAUCUAUCUAUCUAUGUAUCCAUCUCAUUCUGUUCAUAUCUAUCUAUCUCAUUCUGUUCAUAUCUAUCUAUCUAUCUAUCUAUCUAUCUAUCUAUCUAUCUAUCUAUCUAUCUCACUCUGUUCAUAUCUAUCUGUCUAUCUAUCUCAUUCUGCUCAUAUUUAUCUAUUUAUCUAUAUAUCUAUCUAUCUCACUCUGUUCAUAUCUAUCUGUUUAUCUAUCUAUCUCAGUCUGCUCAUAUCUAUCUAUCUAUCUAUCUAUCUAUCUAUCUAUCUAUCUCAUUCUGUUCAUAUCUAUCUAUCUAUCUCAAACAAGGCGAUAAAUCUGUUCAUAUCUAUUUUUCUAUCUAUCUAUCUAUCUAUCUAUCUAUCUAUCUAUCUAUCUUAGUUUAUUCAUAUAUAUCUAUCUUGGUUUGUUCAUAUCUAUCUAUAUAUCUAUCUAUCUAUCUUCGUCUGUUCAUAUUUAUUUUAGUAUGUUUCUAUCUAUCUAUCUAUCUAUCUAUCUAUCUAUCUCAUUUUGUUCAUAUCUAUCUUAGUCUGUUCAUAUCUGUUUUAGUAUGUUUAUAUCUAUCUAUCUAUCUAUCUAUCUAUCUAUCUAUCUAUCUAUCUAUCCUAUUUUAUUCAUAUCUAUCUUAA
Acanthosepion pharaonis is the source of this 708-nucleotide messenger RNA. The record is from the annotation of a GenBank genome assembly. Lineage: Eukaryota; Metazoa; Mollusca; Cephalopoda; Sepiida; Sepiidae.